AUGGCGCUCAACGGGUCCGCCCCCAUCGCGGACAUGGACAUUGACAUGGACCUUGAUCUGGGACCUGAGCCCGAACCCGUACCAAUACAGAUGCAGACGGAACAAAUACCGGCCUCGAACCUCGAUACCAUCAUUGAUCCCCUCACGGAGGAAGCGGUCUACGAAAAAGUCCACGUUCGCGGGGUCGACGAGAUGACUACAGACAAUAUUAAGCAAUUCGCCCGUGAAUGCUCUGGGCAGGAGCCAGUGCGCAUUGAAUGGAUCGAUGAUACCUCCGCCAAUAUCAUCUACUCUUCCACCGAAAUCGGCCUCCAAGCUCUGGCAGCUCUUACCCAAGCCACCGAAGAAGACGACAUGUCCUCUCUACCUCCUCUGCGUCUUCGGUCCGCGAAGCUAUUCUCAUCGCACCCAGACUCGGUUCUCCAAGUGCGAUCGGCAGUCAAGUCUGACCGCAAGCAAGCUCGCGCCCAUGAAAAGAGUCGUUUCUACCUCAUGCACCCGGAACACGAUCCUCGAGAACGUUUGCGACAAGAGUUCAAAGAGAGACGGCGCAGUGAAGAUGGAGGUGAUAAUGAUUAUAGCAGGCGCAGAUUUGAUGACCGCGAGCACCGCCGCCGCCGAGACCGUGAUGACAACGAUAAUUUCAGCGCCGAUAUGUACGGCGACAACGUGGGCGCAAGUGGCCCCGGAAGAGAUCGCCGAGGCCGCGGACAUAAUCAAAAGGAUCUUUUCCCCGACGAGGCAGACCGCGCGAGUGGCCGUCUCCGUAAUCGCAGUGCGUCCCCAGGACGAGAUACACUGGAAGAGGAGCUCCAGAGCAGGGGUGGUCGUGAUACAGGCAGACGAUUCCGCGAGAGGUCGCCGCGUUCAUCGCGCCGCAACGAAGGCAGGGAGCUUCUCGCAGGAAACAGCGAAAGCACGCCAGGAAAUCGGGAGCUUUUCCCAAACAAGACAACGGAUAGCUACAUCAAGAAGGAAUUGUUCCCGACCAAACCCAGCAACCACCGCCGGUCAGAUGCGUUUGACGCUUCGCGUGUGCCUGGAACAGCUGAACAUCAGCGUCACGGCAACGUCGACCUUUUCCCCAAGUCAGAUGAAGGCGCCCGCAUUCGUGGCGCGGCCGGUGAAGACCAGGGGUAUGCUAUCCGCGGCGGUGCAUCGCAAGGACUAUCAAUCAAGGGCAGGGGUGAAUCGGUGCGCGAGUUGUUCCCUUCCAAAUACGGGCAUGAUACCGGGAAUAAUGCCGGCAAGGAGCUGUUUUCUGAUACCUUGGAAGGACGUGGUGGUCCUCGGCGUCGAGCGGAAGAUAUGUUCAGCUAA
Messenger RNA from Penicillium salamii, 1320 nucleotides. The record is from the annotation of a GenBank genome assembly. Lineage: Eukaryota; Fungi; Ascomycota; Eurotiomycetes; Eurotiales; Aspergillaceae.